GUGCCAGCAGCUGUGCUAGACUCCGCAAAUGCCAUGGCAGUCACCUUCUAGUGGGGAAAACAAAAGAAAGCAGGAAGGGGAUGGAGCAUCUUGACGGUGUGGCCCACCCUCAGGACCCUCACCACCCGUCGGAGAAGCCUGUCAUCCACUGCCAUAAAUGUGGGGAGCCAUGCAAGGGCGAGGUGCUCCGCGUCCAGACCAAGCAUUUCCACAUCAAGUGUUUCACCUGCAAAGUGUGUGGCUGUGACCUGGCUCAAGGGGGCUUCUUCAUAAAAAACGGGGAGUACCUCUGCACCCUGGACUACCAGCGGAUGUACGGGACGCGUUGCCAUGGCUGCGGGGAGUUCGUGGAGGGCGAGGUGGUGACUGCCCUGGGCAAGACCUACCAUCCCAACUGCUUUGCCUGUACGAUCUGCAAGCGUCCGUUCCCGCCCGGAGACCGAGUCACGUUCAAUGGGAGAGACUGCCUUUGUCAACUCUGUGCACAGCCAAUGUCAUCCAGUCCGAAAGAAGCCACCUGCUCCAGCAACUGUGCUGGCUGUGGAAGAGACAUCAAGAACGGGCAGGCGCUGCUGGCGCUGGACCAGCAGUGGCACUUGGGGUGCUUUAAAUGCAAGUCUUGCGGGAAGGUCCUCACCGGGGAGUACAUCAGCAAGGAUGGCGCCCCAUACUGUGAGAAGGACUACCAGGGCCUCUUCGGGGUGAAAUGCGAGGCGUGUCACCAGUUCAUCACAGGGAAGGUCCUGGAGGCAGGUGACAAACAUUAUCACCCCAGCUGUGCACGAUGCAGCAGAUGCAACCAGAUGUUCACAGAAGGAGAGGAAAUGUAUCUUCAAGGUUCCACGGUUUGGCAUCCCGACUGUAAGCAAUCUACCAAGACAGAGGAGAAGCUGCGGCCUACCAGGACCUCCUCGGAAAGUAUUUAUUCUAGACCAGGUUCCAGCAUCCCUGGCUCGCCAGGCCACACUAUCUAUGCAAAAGUAGACAAUGAAAUACUGGAUUACAAGGACUUAGCUGCCAUCCCCAAGGUCAAGGCGAUCUAUGAUAUCGAACGCCCGGAUCUUAUUACCUACGAGCCUUUCUACUCCUCCGGCUACGAUGACAAGCAGGAGAGGCAGAGUCUUGGGGAGUCUCCAAGGACCUUGUCCCCCACUCCGUCUGCGGAAGGCUGCCAGGACAUUCGGGAUCGGAUGAUCCACCGGUCCACCAGCCAGGGCUCCAUCAACUCCCCCGUGUACAGCCGCCACAGCUACACUCCUACCACGUCGCGCUCGCCCCAGCACUUCCACAGACCUGGCAAUGAGCCGUCCAGCGGCCGGAACUCCCCUCUCCCCUACCGGCCAGACAGCCGCCCUCUAACUCCAACUUACGCUCAGGCCCCUAAACAUUUCCAUGUUCCAGAUCAAGGGAUCAACAUUUACCGAAAACCACCCAUCUACAAACAGCAUGAUGCAGCUGCCUUGGCAGCCCAGAGCAAGUCUUCAGAAGACAUCAUCAAGUUUUCCAAGUUCCCAGCAGCCCAGGCUCCGGACCCCAGCGAGAUCCCAAAGAUUGAGACGGACCACUGGCCUGGUCCCCCCUCACUUGCCGCCAUAGGGACUGACACGAGACGCAGAUCUGGAGGCAGAGAGGAAGAUGAUGAGGAGCUGCUGCGACGCCGACAGCUUCAGGAAGAGCAGCUGAUGAAGCUUAACUCAGGCCUUGGGCAGUUGAUAUUGAAAGAAGAGAUGGAGAGAGAGAGCCGGGAAAGGUCAGCCAGUCGCCACGACUCUCCCAUCCACUCAGUUUCUCACGCUCUAUCAUCUAAAACUUCGUCUCUCCCUGGCUAUGGGAAAAACGGACUUCACCGGCCUGUUUCCACGGACUUUGCUCAGUAUAACAGCUACGGGGACGUCAGCGGGGGAAUACGAGACUAUCAGACGCUUCCAGAUGGCCACAUGCCCGCAAUGCGAAUGGACAGAGGAGUGUCCAUGCCCAACAUGUUGGAGCCAAAGAUAUUUCCAUAUGAGAUGCUCAUGGUGACCAACAGAGGGCGCAACAAAAUCCUCAGAGACGUGGACAGAACCAGGCUGGAGCGCCACUUAGCCCCUGAGGUGUUUCGGGAAAUCUUUGGAAUGUCCAUACAGGAGUUUGACAAGUUACCUCUCUGGAGACGCAAUGACAUGAAGAAAAAAGCAAAACUCUUCUGAGUCCCACACGUGAACGGCAACUAGAAAAAAGGACUGGCAUGGCCGGUGAUGCAAAAGAUGUCCUAGGAAGGCCCAAACUUGAUCAGAGGACGUGCAAACUGCUACCCGCAGCAACAGCAUGCAGGGAGAAUCUGGCUCAAACACACCCACAAGCCAAAUAUUGGACCCGCUCUCAGUGACACUUGCCAAGAAGCAAUGGGGUAGAAAUUUCUAUGUUCCCACACUCAACAGGAGUGUCCACAGGUGACCUCUUUACACAGCCUUCUGUGCACGACAGGAGCUACUUUUCUUUCUUCUUUCGUUUUCCUUUAACUGUUGUCCAACAGUAGUGCUGACCGUACAGAUAAGAGCCAGCAAGUGCCCUUAGGAUGCCGCACGAGGGGGAACGGUUGUGAUGGUUCCAAAGUAGGAAUCUGGUCAUCGUGUAGCCCUGUAGCGAAGAAGGAACAUGGCCACGUGGCAGCGGCCACUCUGCACACGGCUCUCCCUACAGCCUCGCGCAGAUCCACCUGUGCCCUGGCAGGGGUGGGGAUCCGUCAGGGAACUGAGCAGUCCUACGAGGGCUUCAGAUCAGCCAAGAUGAUUUUUAACGAGCCCCUUGUUUUCUGCUCCCUGGGACCUGGCUGGCCAACUGCUUAGCCGUUACUCAAAAGAAAAUUGAAAGCAAAGGAACAGGAAUGCAGGAAGCCCUCCCCCAAACUCUCGGUCUGCUGCCGAUGGCGUGCUUAAUUCUUCCUCCCCACCAAACAGGAGCUGUCUUGGGCUCCACCUUUGCAGAGAAAUGAGACAAAAAUCCUCUCCAGGUUGGCCCACUUGCCUGCUCCUUGGUGAUUUUUGUCCCUGGGGCCGUCUGAUUCUCAGCAACACAGAAACCAGCUCCACGUCCCACCACCAACACACGUUCUCCCUUCCAGCAUCUGCUCCCCAUCUGACGCCCUGGGAAUCAGCCGCAGCCCACGCUGGUUUUACUUCUUAAGGUCUUGUCAGUAAUAGGCUAAGGACAGGCAUGUUUUCCCCUUGAAAAUCUCGGCGAUUCCAGAGUAGAUUGCCUCAAACGGAUUUUGUUUGGCCUUCCCAGCUUUUCUUCUUGUUAGCGCUGCUGACAUCGUGGGGUGUGGGGGCGUGGGGGCGGCUCUAUGUCGGGGAGUGAGAACUUCACCCAUGGCUGUUGUGGGAGUCUGCAUGUCUCUUGAAUUUCUGUUUGAAUGUUUAGCCCGCUGCCUUGCAGCUUCUGAGUGUCAUUUUCCCAAAUGCACAUGGCUCAGCAGUCGAGAGGGGAGGCAGAUGGUGCCCCCAAAAUCAAGCUGGAGCCCUCCACACGCAGGUGUCACUCACGGCAGAAUCAGACCGGAGAUGGCAGAGCCAGGGCCACGCAGGGCAUGGGGGGCGGGGCUUGUCAGAACAGCCCAACCUCUGCAGCAGUCAAUUCAGAUCCGAGCUCAGGAUUUCAGCAGCACGUGGAAGGGUCAGACCACAUCGCGACGAGAGCGGUGAGGAAGGGGCUCCCCAAUUCCACGCGCAGGAAGUUAUACCACCUUGAUUCCCCCGCUCAACAGUUCUGCCGAGGGAUGUAAGCUCUGUCUUGCAACCCAAGGAGGAAGCAUGGGGCUUCACCUGCUCCUGCCACCGUAGACACAGCCCAGAACCUCUUCCCACUGCAGCCAGUGUGAGCAUCACCAGCUGUCCGUCUGACUGACACCAGUGGCAAAGGCCAAGUGCAGCCGUUUCGGAACGCGGGUUGCAGACCCAGGUGAUCUGCUUCCAUCUCCUGGGUCCUGUACCGAACACUGCCGUUGCUUUCUAGUCUUCUCCUGAGCUGUUACUGAAGGAGCCUGAAUUUGCCUGCCUUGUCAAUGCAUGAAUGUUUGAGAGCUGGUCUCCUGUGAGUGUGUGUGUAUGCGUGUGCGCACGCAUGUGCGUGCAUAGGAUUUACUAACGUGUUCAGCAAGUGGCUCUGACAGGGUGGGCCUCAGACCAGCUACUGCUUAGUCCAAACCACAGCCAGCCCGCGGUUUGCAGUCCGGCACCUUCAUGUCUCCUCUGUUGCGGCUUGCUGCGUCUCACAUCACUCUGUGCUGUCUGGCACUGGCAGUCCCAGCACAAGGCCUGUGCAUCCCCGUCCUUGCCUUGCCCUGGCAGACCAUGGAGGGAGGGAGCUGUUAUGACACCUUCCCAGUGUUCCCUCCACAAUCUGUAACAGUGCUGGCCAAGAGAGAAUUUUUUUCAUAACAGCAAUAAUAAGGACACCCCUCCUCUGUUUUCCAUUGAUUAAUGAGUUCUUACCUACACCCAGGCAGAUUAAAAGCCCGUGUAGGGAAUAUUGGGAUAUUUGGAAGCAUGGGUGCAAUCAGAUGGCUUUGCUAAAAUUCCCAUCUCUUGGUCUGCAUAGAGAGGACACGGUUCUAUCAUAGAUGAGGACAUAAGACAGAAAAAGGGACAAAGGCACAACCCCCCUCUUUACAUUCAGAGACCCAGAGUUAAGGGGCCUGCCCAAGGUUGCUGCAACCAUUGGAGAACUGAACCCUAAAUUCUCCCACUGAUGAAACCCUGCUUUUCUCAUCUCUUCGAACACAGUUCUGCAUCCAUCCUGGGGUAAAGAGUUCAUUGAAAUGGUCAUGCACAAAAUGUGUCAUGCACAAAAAGCCGUCAGAGCUCAGUGGCCUCCAAACUGCAAGCCCAGAGGAGUGGGAAUCACGCAGGGGCCCCUGGGAGGCUUCUCUGCUCCACUGCCAGGCAGAAGGCUCCAGUGGAAGGACGGGUCACGGGCCCACCUGGUGGUCUGCCAAGCCUCACGUAAGGGCGUCAUGCCCCAUCCAUUUGGUUACCCUGGGCUCGCCAUGCUUGUCCACAAAGUUCCCCAGGCCACAGCACAGAGGAUGGGUGUCCUCCGCUUUCACCCCUGUCCUGCACGAUUGAUGAGAAUUCCAGUUUUUAGCACAGUCAAAGCUCGUUCACGCUAGCAAAGGAAUGACAAACAUGGCUGGCUUCCCUGGUGCAUACAUAAAGGGCUACAUUUUCUAGCAUUUGACUUACUUGGGACUCCAAGUGCAUACUGAUUGCAUGAAGUAAAAGGGGCCUCUAUGAUAUAAUGAAAGUCAGUGCUUCCUUUAAAAUUUCUUCAAGCAAAUCCACUCCGUCACCCAGUCUUCCUGAGCAAGUUAUUCCUGAGCUGUGAGAAGCAUUUGGAAACUCGCACCGCAGCUAUGCAUGUACAUUUUGGGCUUGGGGUUUUAUGAAAUGUCCAAUACGACUUCUUCAAGGACUACACAAAAACCGCCUGUCCUCAGAAACCUCAGAGAGAAUAAGUUGGGUCAAUGGGUAACAGAGAAAAACAGAACGGGGCGAGUUUUCUGUCUUAGGUCCUCCGGGAACCCCCGCCCCUGAUUCUGCCAUCUCGCAGCAGAGAAAGAUCCUGGAGUAGCCCCUUGCUCAGUUCUCCUAUCUCCCUCCCAGCCUGGGGUGCGGAGGACUCCCACUGGGUGAUGUUUCUACGGUUUCCACCUCAAUUCUUUGUACUUUGAGGGGAACAUCUUUUUCUAAGAAUUACUUCCCAGAUGAUUAUCUAAAAUAUGUACACUUUUGCAAGGUUAAGAAAUUCAAAUGAACCACUUUUGACUAAGUCUUUCUAAAAGCAAAGCAUUUCAAGCAGACAUGGUGUUGCGUUCUGUGUUGUGUGGAGGGGCAGGUGUCACUCCGGGCUGUGUGCCCACAGAGCCCUGUUUCUUUCUGUCACUCGUGAAAGGGUGGAAGGGCCAUGAACUUGGUCCCGCCGACCCUUCUGCAUCCUCUAAAGCCAGCCCAGUUUUCAUAAAUCGCCUCUGCUGUGUUUCUGACCUGUGCUUCCUAUACCAGCCUUGAUUUUUGAUUUUUAAAAUGAUUUUCUUUUGACAAACCAAGUGUGUGUUGGUAUGCCCUGAAACCUGCUCUUGCUGCUCCCUUUUGAACAAUUUUCUGCCCAGCAGAAGAGAUUAUUUAGGGCUUGAGAUUUGCAUGAUGCCAUCUUGCAGUGACAAUGUGGAGCUAUGCUGUAAUGAAAGAAAGAGAAACUUUUACUUUGGCACUUAAAAAAAAAAUUCACUGUCUUCCCAUUUGCUACCCAGGAAGCAAUCAGAGAUGGUGACUGGUACACUUUGCCUAGGAUCGUUCUGUUUCUAUUUGGACAAGUUUAAUUUAUGGUAAACUUAAAAACCAGCGGGGAGGUGGUCAGUUAAAGCUGAAAAGGAAACUUUCUAAACCAUGUAUGUGUCCACAGUAAAAUUAAACAAGCCCAACAUUUUUCUGAAGCUUAGCAUAAUUGAGUGGUGGUUACUAUCAUGAACUUAAAAUUCUUCCCCAAAGUGUCUCUCCCAGAAGUGAGGUUCCCAUGAGGCCCUUCCGGAACUCGUUGACCGAAAAUGGAAGGAGGCCAGAUCGAAGGCACUGACCUUGAAAAGGGGGGUGAGCCACUUGUGUGUGCACAGGCUCCUCCAAGGCCACAUGGAAGAGGAGACACUUGUCCACAGAAGUGAUGUUCUUUGGGGCUUGUGUGUACAGACCUAUCCAAUAACAAACGUGUGUGGCUUCUGUGACUUGCUGAUGACUGCGUCGAAAUUCCUGGGGGUCUUUCGUUUCUAAGUUGGGUUGAUGAUGGAAUGUUUCCCAAGUGUUGAAAGGCAUACAGUUCUUCUUGACCUCCCUCCCCUUUCAGAAAAAGCAAAUAUUUAGAAGAACUCCCUUUGGAAAGCUGUGUUGUGUUCCCCGUGAGAUUGAGUGGGCGUGCGUCUGCACCCCGAGUACCGCGUGCUCGUGUGCAGAGGAGGGGGUGGCCUGCCGGUCUCCACGAUGCUGUGCUGUGCUGUCCUGACCUGCUCCACGCUCCUUUGCCAUUAUACUCUGCGUGUGUCACCGUUGUAUCUCACAACUCCGUGAAUAAAGUGUGUGCUUUAUUCGUC
Messenger RNA from Lepus europaeus (European hare), 7120 nucleotides. RefSeq names its product actin binding LIM protein 1 (gene ABLIM1). The coding region runs from base 81 to 2189 and encodes 702 amino acids. The record is from RefSeq and is a predicted model, not a curated record. Lineage: Eukaryota; Metazoa; Chordata; Mammalia; Lagomorpha; Leporidae. The transcript has 23 exons. Gene Ontology annotation, molecular function: actin filament binding. Gene Ontology annotation, cellular component: stress fiber; actin cytoskeleton. Gene Ontology annotation, biological process: lamellipodium assembly; cilium assembly; cytoskeleton organization.